AUGUCGGUUUCACCAGUUUUGCCACGGAUAGGGUCGUUGACGUCGGAAGAGAUAGCGUGUUACCUUGAUAGGUACGCCUCGGCUAUAGCGCUGAAAUCGUCGUCGUCUUCUUCUUCCUCCUCAAGCCUGGAAUCUCUCGAUGAGUGGUAUCAAUCGCUUGAGCCUUUGCGUAACAUCAAAGAUCUGAAGCAAUCGAUCUGGGACAAAGCUACGCUGCUCAAGCUGGUACGAUGGAAACUUGCACGCGAAAAGCACCGACCCACUUUGCUUUCGCUCGUCUCGUCUAACCCGUCCGAGGUAUGCGAACAAGUGCUGCAACGUGCAGCCAACCAUCUCCUCGCCGCCCGAGUCUCGCCUAAAGCUACUCAGGAUGCCACUGCUUUCAAAUUGAUAGACUCGACAAUGAGGAUUAUCGCCGAACUCAAAGGCAUCGGUCCAGCCACUAGCUCAGCCAUCGUGGCAGCCUGGACGAUCAACGGCAUUUUUCAAAGCGACGAACUUGCCAUGGCUGUCAUGGGCAAGCAUGUCAAAAUCUACUAUACCUGGCCGUUUUAUAAAAAGUUUUACCACAACGCCUGCGACGUAUGGAAACAUCUGCAGCAGGCAGAUGAUGGCAGGGUCUUGGAGAGGCUUGCUUGGAGUAUAGCUUACAAUCCACCUGCUGUUGAAUCCGCCCACAGUGGCCACGAGGUCGUGGUAGACGAUCAACCAGAGAGUCGCUCCCAUGCCGUGUCGCAGAAGGCGGUGAGUCAGGGCGAGGACAAGGCCAACGCUAUAUCAGAGAUGACAGCGUCGAAGCGCACAAAGCGCAAAAGCAAGACCAAGACCGACCCGACAGACGACGCAGAGCCAGUCGGCCAAACCAGACGGUCUCAACGUAUUCGCACGCAAGCAUAA
Mycosarcoma maydis (corn smut) is the source of this 897-nucleotide messenger RNA. RefSeq lists its product as uncharacterized. The record is from RefSeq and is a predicted model, not a curated record. Lineage: Eukaryota; Fungi; Basidiomycota; Ustilaginomycetes; Ustilaginales. The coding region runs from base 1 to 897 and encodes 298 amino acids. The transcript has a single exon.